Molecule: messenger RNA, 2676 nt
Organism: Phaeoacremonium minimum UCRPA7
Lineage: Eukaryota; Fungi; Ascomycota; Sordariomycetes; Togniniales; Togniniaceae
Product: putative ste ste11 protein kinase protein
Exons: 2
Coding region: 1-2676 (891 amino acids)
Biological process (GO): protein phosphorylation; signal transduction
Molecular function (GO): protein binding; protein kinase activity; ATP binding
Source: RefSeq, a predicted model, not a curated record
AUGGUGCCAUCCAACAGUUCACAAGCAUCAUAUCCUUCCUCAAGGAGGACGCCCGCCUUACCGACAUCGAACCAGUCCUUCGCAAGUCCAACUGAAUCCGAGUUCUCUGACGCCGACGGCCCAGACUCGGUCAAGAACUGGGAUGAAGACAGAGUAUGUGAAUACUUGAGAAGUGUCAAAUGCGGCGAGUAUGAGAAGCUCUUCCGUAAGAAUCAUAUUAACGGAGAAAACUUGCUGGAAAUGGACAAGGAAGUCCUCAAAGAAAUGGGCAUCGACAAGGUCGGCGAUCGAGUUCGUCUGUUUUUAGGUAUCAAGAAGUUGAGAACGAGGGCAUAUGCAAAUCAAAAGAAGAGGAAUAGGGAUUCCUUUGGAGGUCUCGACCUGCAGUAUACACCCUCCUCUGGCUCUCCUCGCCCAUUGAACUCGGCGACUCGCACGCUCCCGACCCCCACUGCCAACAAGCGAUACUCUAGGCAGUAUGACACAGCUACUGCCAUCGAUAUCACCAAGUCCUCAUCUCGACCGACCUCGCCCCUCCCCGGUACCGACUACAGAUCUGCCCGCCAACGAUACCCGCAGCCCCAAGGGGGCCUUUCUGGCUCACGGUUACCAACUUCUCCUCCCCAGGCUCAGUCUGGCCGUCUGGUAAACAUGACCCAUACCAGGAAUAACUCCAGUAUGGAUGGAUCACUAAUGGCUGCCUUGCCGCAGAACCAGGAUGUCAUCCGUGUCAUCUCCACCGGCGGUGUUACGAAAGUCGUCAAGAUUGCCGAUUGCAAUACCUGCGAAGAGGUGAUGCGUGUGACGCUGCGUAAAUUUGCCCUGCGAGAAGAUCACGAGAGGAACUACUGCUUCUGGGUUCUGUCCGGCGUCGAUCCCCUACCUAGCCAGACUCGCCGUCUCGGCGAUACAGAGCUUUGGAGGGUCAUCAAAGACCAGAAGCGACCGGAGCGUAACCGCUUGAUCCUUCGACGAGUUCCGGCCGGGGAACCUGGUCAGUCAGAGCUUGAAAGAGCUGCAGCCAUCGCAUUGGAAGAGGCUCAGCAGAGCCAUAAUCGUGCUUUGCAGAAUGUUGACACGCGUAGUCAACUGAAGGUUCAGAAGGUUCUCGGCGAAAGCUGGGAUAACCUUCAGCAGCCGCCACUGUCCCCCGUCUCUUACCAGGACCGUGAGAGGAAUGUCAAGAACACCGCUCGUGAUCUUGAACGACCUGCAUCUAACGAUGCCCAACGUCCCAUUCCCAGACGAAAGGGGGUGCUUCGACAAUUUGGCGGACUUCGUCCUCCUAGUGAACUUAUUGCUUCUGACCUGACCUCGUAUUUCCCGGACCAUCCGAGAGAAGACAUUGAUCGUACUGCAAGACUCUCCAUGCGGAGAUCUGCGCGUCUAAGCAAGGUCAAUAGCCGCCUCAGCGUAGCCAGCAACCUGAGCUUUGCCUCGAGCAUUCAAGAUGCCCCACCAAUCCCUACCAUUGCUGAUAGCUGGUUGAAUUCUACUAGCCAGGUUGCCAAGGUUCGCCCCAGGGAUUUACACGGGCGUGGGCCUCACGCCUUCCGAGACUCGAUUGCCUCCUCUGUGCUUGACACCCUUCAAGAGGAGUCUUCGCCAAUUGAGCCCAAUCGCAAGUCGUAUGUGUCGUUUGCCGACAGCGGGUCUGAUACCGCAGCUGUCAGCAUUACCGACCCUGAAGGCAAUAUUGUUCGACAGAGCUAUUUCGAUGGGGAGAGCACCACGGGGUCUGGAUCGAGUUCUCUCAGGGAGAUUGGUCAGGCGCUGAAUGAAGAUGGCGAAGACGCCGACGAAGAGCUGCAAAGCUUCCUGGCUGGCGAGUCAUGGGACGAUAAUAAGUGGAUGAAGGGCGCCCUUAUCGGACAGGGCUCUUUCGGCUGCGUAUACCUCGCUCUGCAUGCUGUCACUGGUGAACUCCUUGCUGUGAAGCAAGUUGAGGCACCCUCUCCUGGCGCCAACAGCCAGAAUGAUAACAGGAAGAAGAGCAUGAUCGAGGCCUUGAAACGUGAGAUCAGCCUACUUCGUGACCUUCGUCACGCCAACAUUGUGCAAUACCUGGGCUGCAGUUCCUCGACCGAGUACCUCAACAUUUUCCUGGAGUAUGUGCCAGGUGGCUCUGUCCAGACCAUGCUCAACUCCUAUGGCGCUCUUCCUGAACCAUUGGUUCGUAGCUUCGUCCGCCAAAUUCUCAACGGCUUGUCGUACCUACACAACCGAGAUAUCAUUCACCGUGAUAUCAAGGGUGCCAAUAUUCUUGUGGAUAACAAGGGCACUAUCAAGAUAUCCGAUUUUGGUAUCUCCAAGAAGCUUGAGGCCACUAAUAUCUUGAACGGUGCCAACAACAACAAGCAUCGCCCCUCACUUCAGGGCUCGGUCUACUGGAUGGCACCUGAGGUCGUCAAGCAGACGAGCUACACCCGUAAGGCGGAUAUUUGGUCUCUUGGCUGUCUAGUGGUGGAGAUGAUGACGGGCACUCAUCCAUUCCCGGACUGCACGCAACUUCAAGCCAUUUUCAAGAUUGGAGGUGCCAAAGCCGCCCCCACUAUCCCCGAGCACGCCAGUGAGGAGGCGAAGAUGUUCCUCAGCCAGACCUUUGAGCUCGACCACAACAAGCGGCCCAGUGCCGACGAGCUUAUGCUCAGCCCCUUCUUGACGCCGAUCACUUAA